AUGACGACGACUCGGCAAGAAGUGGUGUGUUUCGAUGGAUCCGGCGAUUUCUGGAUGUGGACCACUCGGAUGAUGGCGCACUUCGGAGUAGCGGGUUUGAAGGAUGUAAUCCACAGCGACGACUUUGAGAUCGAGGUUCCGCUAUCCCCGGCGGUUCCGGCUCAAAUGAUUCCCGGAGCUGAUGGGAAUGAUGCUCAGGUAGUUCCGGCACAACCAGCCACGACCCAGAGGAUUUUGGAUCCGGUGAAGCUGGAGAAGGACGAAAGAGCAAAGGAUAUGAUCGUCGUGAAUAUCGGAGAUUUUGUUCUGAGGAAGAUCAAGCAUUGCACUACGGCUGCAUCGAUGUGGGCACUGCUUGAUAGGCUUUACAUGUCAAGAUCGUUGCCGAAUAGGAUCUUUGUGCAAUCGCAAUUUUACACAUUCAAGUGUAAUUCAGCGAAGACGAUCGACAUCAACGUUGACGAAUUUCUCAAGAUUGUGGCAAAGAUGAAUAGUUUGAAUGUAAACGUCUCAAAUGAGAUUAAAGCUAUUUUCUUCUUAAAUUCUCUCCCAGCUGCGUAG
Molecule: messenger RNA, 561 nt
Organism: Microthlaspi erraticum
Lineage: Eukaryota; Viridiplantae; Streptophyta; Magnoliopsida; Brassicales; Brassicaceae
Source: the annotation of a GenBank genome assembly